AAAUGCCCCAUGCUCCUUAAUUUCUUUCUUUUUCCGAUCGGGUUGCGUGCUAAAUUGAUCAAGUGGCCACGAUUAAGCAGCCGACUAACUUUAGCCGCAUUAAUUGCGAUCAUGUUGGCCGCGCCCCCCAAAUUCCACCGCCCCCUCUUCUACUAUUUACAAUUAGCUGCGUGACGAAGGCGCAGAAAAAAGCUAGGAAACGAUUUUCACUCGGUUUAUUUUUGGUUUGGUAUGGGUCAUUGGGAUCUGGAGUUGGAGUUUGGAGUUUGGAGUCUGGAGAAUGGAGAAUGGAGCUGGUGCUGUCAGGCGGCAUGAAUUACUGUGCGUUGAUUGCCUUUAAGGCCUGAUUGCAACAGCAACAACAACUUUGGCACAAAUUGCUGGCUGCUGUUCCUUGCAAUAUUUUUUUUUUAGCGGCAUGCGGCAAACGGGUUUUCGGGAGCACAGAAAGCCACAUUUAUCAGCGAUUAUGCAUGGACAAAGGAGUCGGGCUCAUUGGACAGCGGACGGCGGACAGCGGAUGCUCCACAACUGGCGGGUUGCAAGUGUCGCCCGACAUGUGUUGCUGCCUCUUGUGGAUGUGGAUGCCAUGUGGAUCGAGAUGGCGAUCUUGACGUGGAGCCGCACAAAUUUGUCAGAAAGGAGGCGAAUUCACUCAGCGAAAAAUUAUCACAAAUUUAUGGUUUUAGGAGCAGCCAAGUGGGAGGAUUGGGAUGAGGUUGAGGAUGAGGAUGAGUAUGACGAUGAGAGCAGGAUUUAG
Molecule: messenger RNA, 760 nt
Organism: Drosophila elegans
Lineage: Eukaryota; Metazoa; Arthropoda; Insecta; Diptera; Drosophilidae
Exons: 3
Coding region: 419-760 (113 amino acids)
Source: RefSeq, a predicted model, not a curated record